Messenger RNA from Gambusia affinis (western mosquitofish), 3593 nucleotides. RefSeq lists its product as uncharacterized. The record is from RefSeq and is a predicted model, not a curated record. Bases 2495 to 3382 code for a protein of 295 amino acids. Lineage: Eukaryota; Metazoa; Chordata; Actinopteri; Cyprinodontiformes; Poeciliidae. The transcript is spliced from 2 exons.
UCCUGGCUCUGCGCAUGCGCGGCUCAGAGUAAACGAGCUCUUGGCAGAGUAACAUUUGCUUCAACUUGGUUCCUCUGAGAUCCACAGGUCAUGUCUACGGACCCGUCUUCCUCCAGCUCCUCUGAAAUUCUGAUUUAUUUGGCCUGCCAGAACUCCACAGGAAGCAAAGCCACCAACACCAUGUACUCUCUCCUCAGCAUCUUCCUCCUGCUGCCGCUCUACAUCCUCAUCCUCUGCAGGGGCUUCCAGCGAUGGAGGCGCCGCCUCAGGAUGAGCCACACCGACUUCUUCACCCACAACAUGAUCAUCCUGGAGGUUUUCUAUGUGCUGGGAUCGGUGCUCAACACCUGCAGCCUGUACAUCGACAGUUUCACCACCUUCAUGCUGGGGUUGUAUCUGUUCAGCAUCACGUUACCGACGCAGACGCUGUUUCACGUCCUGACCAGCGUGGAGCGCCACCUGGCGGUCGUUCACCCCGUCACCUACAUGCGCCUCAGAGAAUCAUUCGGACUCAGAGUCAGAAACUUCAGCACCGGUUGUGUUUGGCUGCUGGGCUUCGGCUGGGCCGGAGUCACGGCGUGGUACAGUCCUUCAUUUCCCACAAUCCCCUUCUUCUCUGUGCUGGGCCUCUGCGUUGCUGCUAUGGUGUUUUGCUGCCUGUCUGUUCUUCGCGCUCUAACUGGGUCAAAACCUGGCGAGCAGCAGGCGGACCAGUCAAAGCAGAAGGCUUUCCACAUGAUAGUGGCCAUAACAGGCGCGCUCCUGCUGCGGGUCGGCGGCCUGUCCGUGUGUCUGGGUCUGAGUGAGCUGGUUCCCAUGGAGCGCGGGGAUCUGUGUGCGGUGAUGGACUCAGGAAUGUGGCUCACGAUCCCCAGCAGUCUGGUUUUACCGCUGCUGUUUCUGCACAGGACAGGAAAACUGACAUGCAGCAGAAUCAAACCUGCAGAGUAAAACACCAGAGUUAGAGAGUUUCUGAGAAUGACUGAGAGGUUCAAAUGUUAUAAAAUAAGACUCAAAAAACAAAUAUACACCCAGUAAACCGUUAGAAUCAGAGCUGAGCAAAAUCUACAAAAGCUAUAGUGAAGUGAGAGCAGCACUACUUCGACAUGUUUCUACUCAAGUUAAAAGUAUUUGUUAAAACAUUAACUGAUCAGAAUAUCAAUACUUUAAAAUGACCUAAUCAGACAGACAAAAAUAUAAAGUUAAGUGGAAAAGUUGGAUCAAAAUGUUUCAUAUUAGUAACAAAUAAUAAAAUUAGACAAAAUAUUUUUUUUUUUUCAAAUCCAUUUCUUUCAGUAAAAAUCUGAUGAAACUUUAACAGAAACUGCAGGUGUGAGUCUGUCUGUUGAACUUUUGGUUUAAACAUGUUUGUUUUUCAUUCAGUGGGUAGAAAUUCAGAAAUUUUACCCAAGUAAGAGUAAAAAUACUUCAUAAUACAAUUAAUUAAUGUUUAAUGUAGUAAAAAUAGUCUUAAAAGUACAUUUCUUCAAAAAAGUUACUAAAAUAAAUGUAGCUGAGUAAAUGUAUAGUUACCACCCAACUGUGGUCAUAAUGAUGAAAUUUAAUGAAACAUCAACUUUGCAGAACCUGCUGCUGGCAGAGAAUCUCCAAACCAAAUGGUCAAAUUGACACAGAAAAGGUUUAACUUCUCCUUUAGUUUUAAAUUUUCCAAAAUCUUUUCUCAGGAGUUGCUGAAAAAGAUGAGAGGUUUAUUGUACGUGUGUCUCAUUUCCCUGCUGAUGUUCAGACUCUCUGAUAACAUUUAAUGGAAACUAAAACAACAGAAAGGAGCCGCAGCGAGCCGGCCCUCAGUUCUGACCAGCCCUGGGUUCAGAUUUGUGUUUUGUUGGUGCAAACAUGCAAAGAUGUUUGUUUAAGUCCAGAACCUCGCAUGUUAACAUGACGCGUCCUGACAGGAGGCUCAUCAGUCACUGUCAGGAGGAAACCGGGAACACAAUCAUCAAUUUGAAUACGCAGAGGAAUCGUCUGUAAAGGUACUUAAAGCAGGUUUAACAUCAUUUAAUAACAAUAAGAAAUGUACUGAAGUGCUUAUUUUCAGAAAGUAUUGCUCUGAGUUUGUGGAAAUAGUCAGACUUGUUCUCAGAAAAUUAAAACUUCAGAGUAAAUCAGCAGAAAAAUGUAAGUUUUUGGUCGUUUUGACUGUAAAGAUGAAAGCAGUUUUAUGGGUUUUGUUUCAUUGUUCAGUUGAAACAUCAACUGAACCCAGAAGAAGAUUAAAUUGGUUGAGUCUAUAAAAAACUGGUUGAUUGUAUUAUUUUAACACUGAAACAUUAAAACUGACACGGGGAAUAUUUGACUGAAUAAAAGCGGUUCUGUUAAAUACAUUUGGCCAAAGUUCAUUCAGAAGAACCAACAAGCUUUCACUGAAAACAUGAACAUCAUCAGCAUAAAGCGUGACUCAGGGACUUUUCUGGCUCAGAGACCAUCAGCUGUUGCAGAUUUAAAGGUUUCCUCUGGUUUUUUUUGACAGAUCAUGGCUGAUAAUUCCUCUGAAGUUUCCCUCUCUAAUUAUUCGUCCUCUCUGUACGAACUGUGCCAGCUGUCGGUUGGCAGUACCGUCCUCUUCGGCCUCUACACCGCGUUCGUCAUCGUCAUCCUCGGCCCGCUCUGCGCUCUGAUCCUCAUCCUGGGUUUCCAGCGCCUCUCGCCUGCAGCGACGGCGAUGAGCAACACCGACUUCUUCACCUACAACGUGGUGGCUGUGGAGCUGCUUGGCGUCCUCGGCGCCGCCGUGUAUACCAUAGGAAACCUUUUCACCGGAGAGCCAGCGCUGAUGCUGGGUGUGGUUUUGUCUGCUCCUCCGAUGUUCGGUCUGGUUCUGCUUCACCUGCUGACCUGCCUGGAGCGCCACCUGGCCGUCGUUCACCCCAUCGCAUACAUGCAUGUGAGAGACGCGGUCCGGGUGCGAAUCAGGAACUUCAGCUCUGUUGUUGUCUGGCUGUUUUCCUUCGGCGGUUUGGGCGUAGCUUGGCAGUAUUACCCUGACUACCCCGUUGUUCCCAUGUUUUCCCUCCUCUGUGUGGCGAUAUUCGUCAUGCUGCUCUGCUGCGUGUCGGUCCUCCGCGCGCUGGUUCGGCCCGGCCCGGGCCAGGAAGGCGGCAAGCAGCAGAACGUCGACCAAUCCAAGAAGAGAGCUUUCCAAAUGGUGGUGGCGAUCACAGGCGCGCUGAUUUUACGCUCCGUCGGCCUCCUGUUCUGGUUGGGCGUCGUAGAUCUCGAAACUUUUGACACAAACAUUCUCUGCAUCUUCGUGGAUUUGGGAAUAUGGCUGACGGUUCCCAGCAGUCUGGUUCUCCCAUUGCUGUUUUUGCGCAGAGCUGGAAAACUGACCUGCAGCAACCAGACCAAUGAGUCUGGAUGAUUCAAAAACUAAUGUUGUUGUCUGCUGUGUCUGUAAGAAUAACAUCAUCAUGAGCAGCAGCUCUGCUCAGACAUUCAGCUUCAAUAUCAUGAUUUUACUUUAUUUAAUCUGGAGAUGUACAAAACAACAGAGAAACAGAGGAAAAGUUCAGUUCUGUUUCUCUAAUUGGUUCCAGAGAUUAUCGUUUGUGUGACGUAGAAGAAACAUUAAA